GUGCCUGCUUCACCGACGUGGUUUUGAAUGUCGAGACACGCAUAUAGGAUGCGUUAUGGAUUUGGAAGGCCACGCACCCGAGGAGGCGUGAACGGUGGUGCGGGCACUCCGUCCUCCUGGCGAUCGUCUUCGGACACACCCGAUGACCUGUCGGCGUCUCCAGCGCCCUCUUGCGCCGGUGGUGCGUCCGACUCCGAGCUCUCGUUCACGAUCGGCGUCACAGAGGCCACGCCGUACGCCUGCCAAUUCUGCGACAAGGCUUUUCCCAGACUUUCUUAUCUCAAGAGACAUGAACAGGUUCACAGCGACCGCAUGCCCUUCCGUUGCGACUUCUGUCAGCGUCUGUUCAAACACAAGCGCAGUCGCGACAGACACGUCAAGCUUCACACUGGCGACCGCAAGUACCGCUGCUCGCAGUGCGAAGCUGCCUUCUCCAGGUCGGACCACCUGAAGAUCCACAUGAAGACCCACGAUCACGCCAAGCCCUUCCAGUGUGCCUUGUGCAACCGGGGCUACAACACGGCCGCUGCACUCACGUCUCAUAUGCAGAAUCACCGCAAGACGGCGUCUGCAGACGGGCGCAUCUCUGGCCACUCCUCGUUGCAGGGCUUCUCAACGGGUGUUGCUGUCGACACCAGUAUGCCGCCAUCGCGCGAAGACAGUUCUUCGUCUUCCACGGACAAGCUCAGUCCUGGCUUGGCAAGUCCUGCGCGCAAUGGAACAGAAUCGCAGAGGAAUGGCUGCAGGAAGGACUCCGAUCGGUCGGGCUCGGCUUCCCCACCCAGCCGGAGCAAAGACACCGACCCUCAACUCCCAUGUGGCUUCUGCAGUCGGCGCGACUUCCCCUCCCUGGAAGCUCUCCAGUCUCAUGUUCGCUCCACUCACGUGCCCUUCUCCGCCGCCUCUCUCGUCGCAAACUCCGGCUCCCACCACCACGAGCACGGCCAGCUCUCUUCUUCCUCUCGGCAGUCCCCUCCCGCCGCCACCACGGCCGCGUCCAUCGUCGACGCCAGUUACGAGUGCGAGUACUGCGGCAUGAAGCUGCCCAGCGUGCACGCCCUUCAAACGCACACGUUGGCAGCCCACAGCUUCACGGAAGUGCUCAGCAAGAGAGUCUCCGCGAUGGCCGGGGUGGACACCAGGACGGGUCCGCUGAUCUGCAGCCAGUGCGGUGCGGCGUCUCCGGACUUCGAGUCCUUCCGAGCACACUUAGCGUCGCACAUCGAAGGCCGCAUCUCAAGAUCGUGCCCGGAGUGUCGCGCUGAGUUUCCGUCAUCGCAACAACUUGAGUCGCACGUGGCCUCCCACUUCUUGGCGACGUCCGUGGAGUACGGCUGUCAGGCUUGCCUCAAGCUCUUUCCGAGGCCCGACGAGCUGCAGAAGCACCUGCUCGACCUUCACGCUCAUCACCUGUACCGCUGCGCGCUGUGCAGAGACGUGUUCGACUCCAAAGUUGGAGUUCAGGUUCAUUUCGCCGUGAAGCACAGCAACGAGUGUCAGGUGUUCAAGUGCAACGCUUGCAACGCGGCCUACAGGUCGGAGCCGGAGUUCGCGCUCCACGUGCAAGUGACGCACCUGGCGAAGGCGGCGCCGUACCGCUGUCUCCUGUGUGAACAGACAUUUGCGAGCGAGCCGCUUCUGCAGAGACACCUGGACACUCACGGAAAGCAGUUCCCGUGCACCUUGUGCAGUCAAGCGUUCCACGUGGAAUUCCUGCUCGAGAAACACAUGCAGGCUUGUCACACCGCAGACCUCACCAUACAGACGGAGACCGACGACGUGGUCCAAAAUCUCAGCGUCAAGCCGAGACCGGUGGAGUCCAGGAAGGACAGCAAGUGCGACAUAUGUGAUCAGACCUUCGCGUCAGAUGCGGCGCUUUUUAAUCACCGGCGCCAGACGCACAACGUUCGCGGGUCGUCCUCGAGCAGUACCAGCCAGAAGUCUUUAAACUCGCUAAGCCUGCUGUGCGCCUACUGCAACGAGCCUUGCAAAUCUAGGUCAGACCUGGAGAACCACAUGAAGAGCCACACAGCGAGCCCUACGAAACACAAGUGCAACAUAUGUGACGAAGUCUGUCCAUCAGCGACCACGCUUGCCGAACAUAAACUGACGCACUGCAAGGUGACAAACGGGUCCACCUGCGCGGGUUGCAGGGAAGUUCUCCGAACUGAAGAACAGUUCGUCUCUCACGUGACCUCGCACGGCGGCGGUCCUGGACUUCCACUGCCGUGCGUCAUAUGCCGGCAGACCCUCAUGUCGGAAGUGGAGCUACGAAUUCACGCUCGCUUUCAUGUCGUUCAGAACGACGCCACGACGCAAAGCACAGCUUGCUGUGUGUGUGAACAGCAGAUGCCACCGUCGAAUUUAAUAAUCACCGGUCGUCAAGAGAACGGUAUGCAAUCCUUCAUGUGCAAGGACUGCUUCCACGCCAAGGGAACCCCGUCGCGGUGUCCUGAGUGCAGGGUGAAGUUCGAGUCUCCGGUUGACCUGGAGCAUCACCGUAAGCUCGUCCACGCGACCGGAACUUUCCAGUGCAUCAAGUGUCAGAAGUCAUUUAGCUCCGAAGACGAAAUUGAAGCGCAUGUCGCAACACACGUUCUACAAGAAGGCUCUGUCCACGAGUGCCGGCUCUGCCGUUCAGUCUUCGAGUCCCCGGCAAAGUUGCAGUGUCACCUCAUCGAGCACACCUUCCAGGGUUGCAGGACGGGCUUCAGCUGCUACCUGUGUUCCGUCAUCUUUACGGCGCCCCACCUUCUGCAGGGCCACAUGCUCUCACACGGACUUCAGGCAAGGCCGUACGACUGUCCCAUGUGUCACCAGCGGUUUUUCUUCAGGGCUGAAUUGGAACAUCACGCCUUGUUACAUCAAGACGCAAUGGAAGACGUCUCUCUGGUGCGUAAGAGGGGUUCCGACGUUGACGAAGACUUGACGCCGCCGGAAUCGGACCACAUGGACGUAGAAGACACGCCCGACGAGCAGGGAUACGUAAAGCGUGAAGACCACCGUGAGGAAUGCCCUCGUGAAGAGAGUCCACCCGUCUCCGAUGCUUCUGCCGGUGCUUCGUCCGCCUACGACCACCACGAGGGGUCGAGCGACGAGUGUUCGAGCCCGGUGUCGGAUGUCGGCGAGUCUUCCGUUCUCGGUCAGGCAGCGACUCGCACUGAGGUCGCUGCGUGACGGCCUCCGGACGUCCUAAAGUCACUUCGUAGACAUCGUAUAACCGUCGUCUUCUAAGAACCAGUGUGCUUGUAUCAAUAUCAAAUAUCAAAGAGUGGUGAUGAUGCUGUCACGGAAAAUCAUGUACUCACGAAUGAAACAACAGCGUUAUCUCUUUUUUCGCAUGGUAUAUUUCUAUCACAAAUUAUUUAAUACGUUUAAUUUAUUGCACCCAAUCUUUUUUUUAUAGUGACAUAUAUGUGCUUACAAUAGUGUUACUCGGCGAAUGCAUGUGUGAUAUUGUUUUUUUGUCAAGUCUCAUCUCAACCUACAAAGAUAUAGUCCUGAUGAACGAUGAUAAGGAUAUGCAAAUCGUGAAUCUAAACGUUGCUACUUGGCGUGCCCUUGUACGUCGCAUCUUUGCGGGUCCCCCCUAUUCAACCACUUGUUCGUUGCUGCAAAUAAUGUGAAUCGUUUGUUAUAUAUCGGCUGAUAAGAUAUCGUCAUUACCUUCUAGUAACAAAUAUAUUCACCUAUCGUCCUUCGAUACGAUGAUUUCUGGCAUGUUUCAACUAGAUCACCACGUUUUUCAGAGAUCUUAAGCACCAGUUUAUUGUUAAACACCCUCACUGAUGGUUCCAUAACGAGCUUGGUAUCUAUGGUAGUGACUAUGUUGCCCCAAAAUAUUUAAAUUGGGAUACUACACUAUGUAGAGACUCCUAUGUAGUUACAACGUUCGAUUCUAGUUCGCGGUUUCAUUGUUUGCCCUGUCAUAAACCAAAGACUAUAUCCUGAUGAUUAUUUCAAAUGCGAUGUACCAAAGUUCCGUGCUCACUAUACUGUCCUCCAGUUUUGGCCUUACUCCUGAAAUGCCUAACAUUUUUUCCAUUUGAACCUAUAGACUUUUGGUCUUAUCUUGAGUCAUUAGAUAAUCUUCAGUUCGAAGUAUCAACGCUGGGGAGCGUUUAUGUGCGCCACCUGUGUCAAGGCAGGCGAAGCAAACUAAAGGGAAUCGAGGGAUGGGACGUGAGGAAGUUUCACAAGCUAUCCGACAGCUACCCUCACCUUAAGCCUCGUGUACUACUACACUCUAAGAAAAAAAAUGAGUAAAACGGGGAGUAAUUGCAGCUUCUACUCCCCCAGUCUGCAAUUACUCCCCAUUUUAGUCCCCUAACCCGACAUUUAGUUCCGACAUUUACUCCCCAGGACGGCAAAUCGUCACUAUAAACUUCGCGCAUGGUCUCCUGAAUGCAACAGUCUACGUAAAUAUGUGCCCUUGGUCAAUUUGAGCGGCAUAAGGCUGUAUAACUCAGACAACGUAGCAAUAUUCCAACCACACAGA
Messenger RNA from Ornithodoros turicata, 4498 nucleotides. RefSeq names its product zinc finger protein 423-like (gene L). The transcript has 5 exons. Bases 28 to 3177 code for a protein of 1049 amino acids. NCBI's taxonomy places the organism in Eukaryota, Metazoa, Arthropoda, Arachnida, Ixodida, Argasidae. The record is from RefSeq and is a predicted model, not a curated record.